AUGAACAGAAUUGGCGGCAUGGCCUUACUGUGGAAUAAUGAGGUGAAUAUCUCUGAAGUUCUAGGAACAGCCUUCACUAUUGAGGCAAAAGUGGAAGACAAAGAGAACAAGGAAAGUUGGUGGUUUAUUGGUAUAUAUGCUAGUUGUGAUGGUCAGAUAAGAAGGAAACAAUGGGAAGUUAUAAAUAAAAGGAAAUCAAUCUGGGGAGCAAAAUGGAUAAUCAUGGGAGACUUUAACGACAUUACUUCAAAUGAUGAAAAAUGGGGUGGAAGGGUAAGAGAUAAUGGGAGCUUUCAAGACUUCAGGAAUUUCAUAAAUGAUAAUCAGUUGGUUGAUGUGGGUUAUGAAGGGAAGCCGUGGACAUGGAGCAACAACUGGUAUGGGCCUGGAGAGGUAAAAGAAAGAUUGGACAGAGGUUUAUGCACUUUAGAAUGGUCCAAAUGUUAUGAGGAAGCAAACUGUACUCAUAUAGAAUCCCAGGCUUCUGAUCAUAGUAUGUUAUUACUGGAAACUCAGAAGGACAGAAAGCAAAGAAGAAAGAGAUUCCAGUUUGACAAGAGGUGGCUCCAACAAAGUGAGGUUGAGGAAGUGGUUAAGAAAGCCUGGGACAUUCCAUGUGUUGGAACAAGAUGGUUCAAGGUAAAAGAGAAAAUUAAGAAUUGCAGAAUUGAGUUACUAAAGUGGAGCAGUAGCAAGAAAGGAAAUUCCUCCGAAAAAAUUAAAUGGUGCAAAAGCCAGAUUGAGGAAAUCAAGGCAUCUAAUGGAGAUAACAAGAAGCAACAAGUACAGGAUAUGAAGGGACAAUUGAAAAAGGCAUAUAAGGAGGAAGAAGCUUUUUGGAAUCAAAAGUCAAGAUUGAGGUGGCUUAAGGAGGGGGAUAAAAAUACUCAGUUUUUCCAUGCAACGGUGAAAGGAAGAAGGAAGAGAAAUAGGUUGCAGAAGUUGAGAAAGGAGAGUGGAGAAUGGACUACCAAUGAUGAAGAACUGGGUGGGGAAAUAGCCAAAUAUUAUGUGGACUUGUUCAGAUCGACAGCAAAUGGGCAGCUAGAGGAGAUCUUAACGGGGAUUCCUAUAACUAUAACUGAACAUAUGAACAAGGAUUUGACCAAAAAAGUGGAUGAAAAUGAAAUAAAGAAUGCAUUUUUUUCAAUGGAUCCUAAUAAGGCUCCUGGAAAUGAUGGCAUGUCCCCCCUCUUUUUUCAAAAAUUCUGGAGUCUUAUUAAAAAGGAUUUGGUAAAUGCAGUCCAAGGUUUCUUUCAUCAUGGAGUCAUUCUCAAAGCCAUAAACCAUACGGUUAUCUCCUUGAUCCCAAAAGUUGAUUGUCCUACAGAGAUUAACCAGUAUAGGCCUAUUAGUCUUUGUCAAGUGGUCUAUAAAGCAUUAGCAAAAAUCCUUGUUAACAGACUAAAGCCUUUCCUAAGUAGAUGCAUCAGCAAAAGUCAAUCUGCAUUUGUACCAGGUAGGCAAAUUCUAGACAAUGUCAUCCUUUCUCAUGAGUUAAUGCACUAUCUAAAAAACAAAAGGCAAGGUAGUGUAGGCUCUAUGGCAGUGAAACUGGACAUGUCUAAAGCCUAUGACAGAGUGGAAUGGAGCUUCUUGAAGGCUAUAAUGGAAAAAAUGGGCUUUUGCUCAACUUGGGUAAACUGGAUCAUGGCAUGCAUAAGUACAGUAACCUACUCCUUCAAUAUUAAUGGUGAGCACAAGGAGUUUGUCACCCCCUCAAGAGGUAUCAGGCAGGGCGACCCACUUUCCCCUUACCUAUUUCUGCUUUGCUCAGAAGGACUUUCAAGUUUGCUGCAGCAAGCUAAGAUAGAUAAGGAGCUGACAGGUAUAAAAAUUUGCAGAAGGGCGCCUACAAUAACUCAUUUGUUCUUUGCAGAUGAUUCCUUGGUGUUCUGUAAAGCCAACAAACAAGAAGCAGAGAAGCUGAAAAGGAUCCUCAAAGUGUAUGAAGAAGCAACAGGGCAACUCAUUAAUAUGGAUAAGUCCUCAGUCUUAUUCAGCAAAAACACCUUGCCAGCUGUGAAGAGUGAAGUAUGUCAUGCGAUGGGAUCCAUUACACAGGUUGAACAAGGCAAGUAUCUUGGGUUGCCAAUGGUAAUAACAAGAUCAAAAGAGCAGGUAUUCGGAUUCGUAAGGAACUCAAUAGAUAAGAAACUGAAAGGAUGGAGGAAUAAGUUGUUAAGCCAAGCAGGGAAGGAAAUAAUGAUUAAAGCUGUGGCAAUGGCAAUGCCUACCUACACUAUGUCCUGCUUCAGACUAACCAACAAGAUAUGUAAAGAAAUCAGUUCGAAAAUGGCUGAUUACUGGUGGGGUGAUGCUGAUGGAAAAAAAAAGUUGCACUGGAUAAGCUGGAAGAAGUUGACAGCUAAGAGAAGCAAUGGAGGAAUGGGCUUUAAAGAUUUGAAGCUGUUUAACAAGGCUCUAUUGGCUAAACAGAUCUGGAAACUAAUAACACAGCCAAAUUUGUUAGUUAGUAGAGUACUGAAGGAGAAGUACUACCCCAAGCAAUCACUUUUCAAUGGCAAAGUACCGCAAAAUGCUUCUUGGAUCUGGCAGAGCUUAGCAGGAGUAAGAAAGGAAUUGCAAGAAGGAACUAGGAGGAAGAUUGGAAAUGGGAGAGGUACCAGAAUAUGGGAAGAUAAUUGGAUCCCAGGAACAGUGGAAGGGAAACCAACUACUACAAGGCCAUUGGGGUGUCAACUGACAUUAGUGUCUGACUUGAUCAGGCACAACAGAUGGAAUAGAGUCCUGAUAUUCAAAACGUUUAACUCACAGGAUGCGGAGAGAAUAUUGAGUAUACCAUUAAGUGUAAUAGGAUAUGAGGACAACUAUUUCUGGAUGCAUUCCCAGGCUGGACAGUACACAGUUCAUUCUGGUUAUAAAGCUUGGCUGAAGGCAGAGGAAAACAAGUACACAAGAAGGAAGGAGGAUGCUGGAACAAGCUUUGAAGGAACUAACUCCAAGAUAUGGAAUUCAUUGUGGCAGCAGAAGGUAAGUCAGAAACUAAAGGUUUUCAUUUGGAAAUGUUUGCAUGGGGGUCUCCCAGUUAAGGAGGCAAUUUUCACAAGAACAAAGUUAGGGAACCCCAUAUGUACUGGAUGUGGUGAGAUGGAGGAAACGAUAGAACACAUGCUGCUGCAAUGUGCUAAAGUGAAGGAGAUUUGGAAAAUGGCGCCAGUGCAGUGGGAUGGGAUAGAACAUCUAUCUGACAACUUCAACAAAUGGUGGUCCGCAAUCCAGGAAGCUCAAGCAAGUAGAGGUGUGGAGGAUCAAGUGAAUAUUACCAUUAACAUUCUCUGGCAGAUAUGGAAAUCCAGGAAUAAUAGAGAGUUUAAUAAUAAGGAAAAGGUGCCAUUCAAGAUCAUUGAGAAGGCACAGCAGGAGUGGUCUGAAUAUAAUGAAGCUAACAAAGGGGAGAAUCCAAGAAGAAGCACUCAGGAAACAACGAUACAGCAACGGACUGUCCAGGCUCAACAUGAGAGCCACACUGGUAUAUCAUUGAAGAUCCAUACGCAUCAGGACAGAAGGCAAGCAGCAGUGGGGAUUGGAAUCACAGCCAUAGAUAACUUGGGACAAAUGCAAGCAGCAUGGGCACUUAGAGAAGGUCAUCCGGGGAUACAUUACAAGACCAAGCUGUUGCGGAAAAUAGGAAGUAUCAAACUGAGCAUUCAUGCUCUAAACAUCUGGUUAGAUGAAGAAUGGGUUUCUGCUUUGUAUUUUCUUAUGUGGGGUUGUAAGUCUGGUUUUCUUAGUGUUUUGUUUUCUCAGUAUAUGUGGUCAGAACAUAUUGAGGGGAUAUUACGUGUGCCGGAGGUUGAUUCUUGCAUGGUUCAUUGGAUGUGUCAAGUUCAGCUUAUUGAGGCAUCGCAUGUAAAGACAACCUGUGGAAGCGAUUUACCGAAAAAGUUUCGCUAUUUUGUUUUUUGUGAUUUCCAGGGCGUGAAGGUUACUGCACUUGCAAUUGAUGGUAACAUUGACUGUGUUAGCCAGUUACUUGUGCUGUUUAGAAAGUAUAGUAUAUCCAAGGCUCGUGUUUAUAAGAUCCCUGACUGUGUGCCUAUUGGAUCUUAUCCCUAUUAUUGGGUUUUGACUGACAAAACUGUGCUUGAUGAAGUAUUUGAAAUAGAGGCUCCAAAACUUCCAUGUUAUUUUCCGUUGGCCUCUAUUUCUUCUUGUCACACUGUUGCUGAGACAGAAAAGUUUAUAAGUAAUGCAUUAUUGAUUAAUCUGUUUUCUAUGGAGGUUUAUUUUGAAGGGGGGCCAUCUGUUGCAUGGGACUAUGUAAUUGUUAAUUAUGACAUGAAGCCUAUUAUAUUGACACUUUGGAAUGAGUUUGAGGCCCUAGAGGGGACUGCUAUUCUGGCUAAUAUUGCAGAGAAUCCGGUUGUAAUCUGCAUCAGGGUUAGAGUGAUUGCAGAUAGCUAUUUGUCAUUGUCCACUCAAUCCUCAUCUGUUAUAUUGGUUUCACCAAAUGUGCAGCAAGCAAGAAAUCUUCAGAUGUGGUUCCAGGCUAAAAGUUCGCAAUUGAUUCGGAUGCUUCAUGAACGGAGUUAUGCUAACCCAUGUGUAUUGUUGCCUCCGGUUGCUUCUAAUCAUAUAAGUCCAAUCUCAUCGAUUUCUCAGGCAACUAAAUUUGAUAUAGGGACUGCUUGGAUAAAGGGUAAAGUGUCUCUUAAAUAUAGGAUGGGUAACCUAUGGAACUUGGCCUGCCCACAUUGUUAUCUUCCUAACGAUUUUGCUUUGAAUUGGGGGAUCAUGUGCUGUUAUUGUGGGCGAGAGAUUUAUACUUACCCAAGUAGCCAUGGGGAUGAGGCUGAAAAGUUGAUUGGUAUUAGUGUUCACCGCUUAUUUCAAGCGGAGCAAGAGAAUGUGCACCUCACUGAUCGUGUUGCAAGUGAACUCGAGGGAAAAGUCUUGUUGUGCUAUGUUAAGCAUUCCAACGAUGUAAUCAGGGCUGUUAAGGGUGCUCCGUAUACAAUUGUCGAUGUCUAUGGCGCAGAUGAAAUUGGAAGCAAUAUUUGCUGA
Coffea arabica (coffee) is the source of this 5028-nucleotide messenger RNA. Lineage: Eukaryota; Viridiplantae; Streptophyta; Magnoliopsida; Gentianales; Rubiaceae. The record is from RefSeq and is a predicted model, not a curated record.